This is a messenger RNA of Linum tenue, 1284 nucleotides long. Lineage: Eukaryota; Viridiplantae; Streptophyta; Magnoliopsida; Malpighiales; Linaceae. The record is from the annotation of a GenBank genome assembly.
AAGCGGAAGAAGGGAAGCAGAACAGCGGAGCUGUGUAGUCUCGAAGAAUACUCUGAGCUACUGAUCCAAAAGAAAAGGAAAAGGAUGAGCGGUGGAGGCAGUCGCCGCGGUGGUGGCGGGGAAGGAGACAUUCAUGCGGCGGCGAGGUCCGGUGAUCUUACUGCACUUCAGUUACUCCUCGGCUCAAAUCCGCUGGCUGUUAACACUAGAGAUAAGCACUCUAGAACCCCCUUGCAUUUGGCAGCAUGGGCAGGGCAUGCACAGGUAGUAAGUUAUCUCUGCAAGCAUAAGGCUGAUGUUGGUGCUGCUGCCAUGGAUGACAUGGGAGCAAUUCACUUUGCGGCCCAAAAGGGUCAUUUAGAGGCUGUCCGCAGUUUGGUUCAAUCAGGAGCUUCCAUCAAAGCAUUCACGAGAAAGGGACUUACUCCACUCCACUACGCUGUCCAAGGUUCACACCUGGAGCUAGUCAAGUAUUUGAUUAAAAAAGGUGCAGACCUUAACGUGAAGACGAAGGCUGGAAGGACCCCUCUAGAUAUUGCGGAAAAAGAGGAUAUACGCUUGUUCCUCGAAGAAUCCGAACGUUCCUCAAAGACAGAGAACACAAAUCCUAAAAUGAAGGCUGGUGGCCAGUCAGAUUCCGAGCCAUUGGCUGAAAAGGAUAAACCAGACGAAUCCAAUCCCGAAGCUGCUGCUGCUGCUGCCAGUGAGCAAGAUGAGGAGGGGCAAGAAGAAGGGGUUAAGAGGAAAGUUGAACCCGAGGGAGAUAAAGGGGAAGCUGCAGUGCAUCCUGUGACAAAACGCCCGCGAGUAGCACUUAACCAUCUUCUCACUGCGGAUGACACCGAAGAAGAGGAGACCUAGCGAGGAUGAACAAUACUGAAAGGAGGAGUGCAGAAAAGCGAAAUCUUAUCAGCUAACAUCUCAAACUAGCACUACUUUGUUAAUUUUGUUUGUAGCGAGCUUGACUCUGACCUUUCAGAGUGCUUUUGGAAUCUGCUUGUUAAACUCUGAUGUUCCACAGUACUGGAACUUGUGGAAGCAUUUACCGGAAGGUUCCGAAAGGAAGGGACGAGUUGUAUUAUCAGGCAAUGGAUCUCCAUUAAUUGCUUUUCGAGCGUUGACAAUGUUACUAUCUAUGUCGUAUGUGAGUUUAUCGGAGGUUAUAUCAAACAAGUUUGUAAUAAGGGUUUUGGUGAUACGAUUGUGGUUUAACUUUGUAAAAUAGAUUUUGGAAUAGAUUUUUUUGUACGAACAAUAAUAUGCUACCGUAUCGGAAGAAUACUA